AUGGCUUCCCAACCCAAGUAUUGCACCGUGCCAGAAAUAGAAAAGGGAUAUCCAGUGCCACCGUCCUCGGCCUCUCCUCCUCCUCGUGGAUGGUGGUCACGACCAAUAGUGACUUUGCCGGCAACUAAAGAUCGUAAAGCCACUUGCAUAGAUACUACGGUUCGCCUUUCACCUUGUUUCGGCGGUAUAUUCACCGUCAUUGCCGUAAUGGUAUAUUUGUUUUACUUCCUCAACAAUGCUCACUGCAAUGCCAAAUUCACAAUCCAAUCCAUCGCCGUCUCUCCCUCCUCCGCCACGUGGCACGUUGAUUUUCUCGUCAAAAACCCUAGCUCCAGGUAUACUAUCCUCUACGGAGUUAAUGAAACUGCUGUGAAGCUCGGUCCCUUACACGCUGCCGUUUUGAAUACUUCUCGUGAACGUAAGUCUCCAAGUCACACGGCUUUCUCAGUGGAUUUCGUUGCCGAGGGAAACUCAACCGACGUCAUUUUUGAACAAUUAGAUAUUAAGUUAAGGGCGAAUCAUAAUAUUUUCGGAGAUAAUCCUGAACCUGGACAUAUUGAUAUAAGGUGUUAUAAUCUGACCCGAAACCAUGAGAACGUCGAGAAGGUUCAGUGUUACUCGUCUUUCACAGCAUUGGAACUUUUUGCCGAUUCCGUCUCCGUAUCAAACACAAACGUUUCAGCCGCUGAUUGGACGAUGGGUCUUGUUGCGACGAGUCCAGUCACCGACUGUAAAUUCUCUUUACAUACACUCAAGUCACGUUUACUCCGUGGGGAUCAAGUUAUCUCCAACUCAUCAUCUCCUUCUGAAAUUUUCGGUGAGUUUGGCUCCGGAAACAAACCGAAUAUCGUUUUCGAGAAGGUGGUAAUGCCGGAAGUUACUGGAGACGUGGUUUGGGAUUAUCGGGUUGAGACUUGGUUUGCAGUGAACACACGUUUUACGUACGGGAACGGAUUUUUGAUGGCGACUUGUUCUGAUAUUUCAGUGAAAUUCACGGGGAAUACGACGGGGAAUGUGACGGGAUCGUUGCUUGGAAAUCGAAGACGAUGCGAUUAUAUUUUCCAAGAAAUGUUGGCUUAA
This is a messenger RNA of Camelina sativa (false flax), 1080 nucleotides long. The record is from RefSeq and is a predicted model, not a curated record. Lineage: Eukaryota; Viridiplantae; Streptophyta; Magnoliopsida; Brassicales; Brassicaceae.